AUGACGACCACCAAGAGGCCAGGGCCAGCUAGCAGACUGCGCGAGGCACGCCGCCAACAGGUUUUUGUCGACGAGGAGGAGGACAAUGCGAACGGUGGGUCGGGCUCGGCCAGGACUGUGGACAUGGCGUUCCUCUCGAACGGGACCAGCUUCGUCGACGGCAGUGGCGUGGGGCAUGUCAAGGUGAACGAAAGCAUGGACUGGUCGGACGUCCUGCGCAACGACACCACCGUGCACAUUAUUUACCAAGGCUCGGGGUCGCACGAGGAGAUCCUCAUCAUCCCCGUCAACGAGACUGCGCCGAAUUCGGUGGACUCCUCGUCCGGUGGCUCAUCGGGCAGCGACAGCGAGAGCGGAUCAGCCCUUCCGACGGGGUCAAGCGCCGGUGGCAGUGACAGCAGUACCGGCGACGAAGGGGUGGCCGGUACAGCUUCCUCUCCAUUGACGCUUGUGAUCGUGGCCUCCGUCCUGGCCCUCAUAUCUAUUGCGGCUGUUAUUGCCGUGGUGCUGUAUGGCCGAAGGAACCGGCGACGCGCGUAUUCAGAAGACCCGAGCAACACGGACAUGCCGUUCAUCGUGGGCCACCUCCCCCAUCAAGCCGCCCCGGAGCUCAGCGUGCUGGACACGGACAUCACGCCGGACCUGUGGGUGGAAGGCCAGUACCAGUACUCGCCCAACAUGAGCGGGUUGCAGAACUCCCUUAACGGCACCGCUAUCCUCUCGGACAACAACACGACCCCGGCACACCACAGACUGACGGUGGAUGCGUAUCCGCUUGGCCCCAACACGCGGCGAGGCCAACGCAUGGCUCGGGGCAACGCGCAGUACUCGGUGGCCGAGCUCGUGGCCAAGGCGGAGGCGCUGGUGGACCAGUGCCAGCCCGAGCUGGCCGUGCAGUUCUUCGAGAAGGCACUGCUGCAGGAGCCGAGCAACGCGUCGCUGCUGGACUCGAUCGGCGAGCUGAGCACGGAGCUGGACAACCCGGAGCGCGCGCUGUCCGCCUUCCAGCAGAGCGUGGCGCUGGCGCCCGCGCAGAACCCGUCCAAGUACUUCUACCUGUCGCAGCUGGUCACGGGCGAGGAGGCCGAGCGCUACACGACGCAGGGCAUCACCCAGCUGGAGCACGAAUUGCAGCAGCACGUGGACCCCAGCACGCCCGCGGCGCUCACCAUCAAGAAGCAGAUCUGCGACGCCUUCUGUUCGCUGGGGGAGCUCUACAUGACGGACCUGUGCGACCACGAGGAGGCCGAGGCGCGCUGCGAGAACUACUUCCAGCAGGCCAUGAAGUUCGACGUGGGGCUGCCCGAGCCCACGCAGGCGCUGGCCAACCUGCGCCUCGUGCAGCAGAACAAGGAGGCGGCCGACGGCCUGCUGGAGGAGACGUUCCGGCGUCUCAACGAGAACUGCGACGAAGAAAGCAUGCCGUCCUUGGAGUUCCGCACCGCCACGGGCAAGAUGCUCAUCGAGGUGGAGCGCUACGAGCAGGCGUGCGACGUGCUGGAAGGAGUGAUGCAGGAGGACGACGAGAACGCCGAGCUCUGGUUCCUCGUAGGCACGUGCUACCGCGCCAUGGACGACCUGCCCAACGCGCUCGAGUUCUUUGAGAAGUGCCAGACCAUGCUCACGAAGCUCAAGAAGGAGCUGCGGGACGAGUUCUACCUGCAGGACCAGCUCCAGAGUGUGGAGGAGACGAUUGCCGAACUCAAAACCUCCAUCGCCAACCGACCUCCUGAGCUAGACGAGGAGAGCGAUAGCGAAGAGGAUGAGGGCGCCGAUGCGGAGACGGUAGGGCAGCAGGACGUGGAGAUGGAGGAAUGA
Messenger RNA from Phytophthora sojae, 1818 nucleotides. RefSeq lists its product as hypothetical. The transcript has 3 exons. The coding region runs from base 1 to 1818 and encodes 605 amino acids. NCBI's taxonomy places the organism in Eukaryota, Oomycota, Peronosporomycetes, Peronosporales, Peronosporaceae. Gene Ontology annotation, biological process: cell division. Gene Ontology annotation, molecular function: protein binding. The record is from RefSeq and is a predicted model, not a curated record.